GUCGGGCUGGUCAGGGCUGGGCCCUACGCACUUUGCGUAGUGAGGGGGGUUACUUAAGGCCUGGUACUUGGCCUUGUACAAGUCUUGCCUGUCCCCCUAAAGGGGGUGGGGGUGAGAGAGAGGCGAGGCUGCAAAAGAAGAGAAGAGAAAUUGAGGCUGUUAAGGGCAUUAUAAUUUCUUUAAAAAGAGAGGAAAGGGGAGGCCAUGGCUGUCCCAGCCAAGAAGAGGAAGAUGAACUUUUCAGAGCGGGAGGUGGAGAUCAUCGUGGAGGAACUGGAACUGAAGAAGCACCUGCUGGUGAACCACUUCAAUGCUGGGGUCCCUCUGGCUGCCAAGAGUGCGGCCUGGCAUGGCAUCCUGAAAAGGGUCAACGCUGUGGCCACCUGCCGUAGGGAGCUGCCCGAAGUCAAGAAAAAGUGGUCCGACCUCAAGACCGAGGUUCGUCGCAAGGUGGCCCAAGUCCGAGCUGCUGUAGAAGGUGGCGAGGCUCCAGGGCCCACAGAAGAAGAUGGAGCUGGUGGAGCCGGGACAGGCAGUGGCAGUGGUGGCAAUGGCACAGCCAUAGCUCCGGUACUGCUGACCCCUAUGCAACAGAGGAUCUGCAACCUGUUGGGUGAGGCCACCAUCAUCAGCCUACCCAGUACCACAGAGAUCCAUCCUGUGGCCCUCGGACCCACAGCUACUACAGCCGCAGCCACGGUCACCCUGACACAGAUCCCCACUGAGACCACCUACCACACGCUGGAGGAGGGAGUGGUGGAGUACUGCACUACUGAAGCCCCUCAGCCCCUGCCAGCAGCGGCCCCAGUGGAGAUGAUAGCCCAGCCUGCAGACACAUCUGUCAAGCCACAGGCACUGAAGAGCCGCAUUGCCCUCAAUUCAGCCAAGUUGAUCCAGGAGCAGCGGGUCACUAACCUCCACAUAAAGGAGAUCGCACAGCACCUGGAGCAACAGAAUGGCCUGCUACAGAUGAUGCGGCGUUCUCAGGAGGCGCAGGCCUGUGCCCAGGAGCGGCAGGCCCAGGCCAUGGAGGGCACCCAGGCAGCCCUGAGUGUCCUCGUCCAGGUCCUCCGGCCCAUGAUUAAAGAUUUUCGACGCUACCUACAGAGUAACACACCCAACCCAACCCCAGCCCCUAACCCUGGACAGGUGGCCCAGAAUGGGCAGUCAGACAGCAUUAUCCAGUGAGGGCAGGGGUCAAGCCAGUACUCCGCUUGUGAUUGAAGGAAACAUCUAUGGAAUUUUAAGUGGUUUCUGUGGGCAGCUUUACGUGGGCCAUGUGGAUAGCUCCCUCUUGGAUAGAUACAUGUGAUUUGUUAGUCUGAGAAAAAUGAAGGAGACUGGGAAAAGGAAUUUGCUGGGUUCCUGGAUCCCAAUAUAUCUUAGUUCAACCUCUGGAGCUGCCUUGCUGAGAUUUUAGCUGGGAGCCAUGUAUACUGGUGAUGGGACAUGGGUUGACAUGAUCUACAGCUUGAGACAUCACCCACACUCAGUUUAGGACAACUUUAAAGACAAACUGGCUCUCACUGGGGCUAUGUCUCAGCACAUGACUGUCAAUGAGCUGCCCCACCUCAGGUGCGCCACCUUUCUGAGUGCCCCCUUGCCAGUGUAGCCGGCAGAAAUGCAAUAACACCCAAAUAAGAAUGUCUCCCAGCACCACUGGGAAGUCCCAGUCCUUUAUCCCUCUCACUGUGCCUCCAUUCUCAGGGGACUCUCUUGACUGCUGUAUGCCACAGCCACGCAGGCACAGCUCUGCUGUUGGAUAUGCCCUGAGAUGUAUGCAGCCGACCUGGCUCACGAAUGCUUUGUGUGGCAGGUUGGCCACUCUCUAGUCUUCCAGGACACCUCUGAGUAGCUAGCUGUUCUAUAAUUUGCCCCAUCCCCAGACUUUGACACAGGUGGGCUUCCGGUGCUGUCAGUGUUAAAAGGCAAACCCCUGUGGAAUCCUGUUUCCUGCUGCAGUGUACUUGAGGUAAAUCUCUAGUCUUAUUUUAUUAUUAUUUUUCUUUAGAGAGCUCACUUCUAGCCAGUCGUAUUUACUCUACAGCGGAACUCUUUCUGAGAGGGCUCCAGGCUCUGUGGCCACCCUUCUUCCUCCUCUGCUGGACCACAUGUCCAGCACACAGUGCACGUAGAGCCCUGCUCAGCAUCCCACCCAAGUACUCCUCUCACUCUGGUCCACAAUGCCUGGUGCCCUGAAGAUGCCCCGCCCCCACUGGCUAAGUGAAUCCAAAGCAAGGAUGGCCCCUGAAUGAAUGAGGCGGAAGAUAAAAAGUGAGCCCUUUGAAUCCUAUGCUCUCACAGGGCAUAGCCUCAGAGGGCUGGAGUACAUGUUGCCUGGCUUUCCACCUCUCCGAGGCACUUACAAGAGACUCUGCCAGGCAAGGUUUAUCUGUAUCGCUUUCAAACUUGCAGUGCUGAGGCCUCAGGCUCCCACAUUACUACCCCAUUUGCCACAUUGCUGCCACAUCUGGGACACUCAUAACCAGUGACAACAACUCAAAGUUCCAGAUCUUAACCAAGCAAAGAAGUCAAGUUGCCUUUCCAGGCAUGGGUACAUAGAGAUGCUUAGCUCUACUGCUGUCCCAGGAAGAGGUCCCCUGGAGAUAGUGAGGUGGCUACCCACUGUCCCCUUCUCCAAGAAGGCAUUUGCAAUGCUAGCUACAGAGAGAUGGAAUGAGGUGGGGCCCCAGCAGGGUUGCUACAGGAGACGCCUAAGGAUUUGUGACCCAGUUUGGUUCUUCUCUGAGGUUGGAAAUCUGAGCCAACGUUGUAUCUGUUCCAUUUGUGCAUAAAGAGGAAGCUUAGCUUACUUACGCUAACUUGUUCUUCCCAGGUCACAACUUUAAAUUAAAGAAAUAUCACUUUUUUUUAUAAACA
Messenger RNA from Grammomys surdaster, 2880 nucleotides. It is a transcript of the gene Naif1, whose product is annotated as nuclear apoptosis inducing factor 1. Gene Ontology annotation, cellular component: nucleus. The transcript has 2 exons. Lineage: Eukaryota; Metazoa; Chordata; Mammalia; Rodentia; Muridae. Bases 205 to 1188 code for a protein of 327 amino acids. The record is from RefSeq and is a predicted model, not a curated record.